Molecule: messenger RNA, 3731 nt
Organism: Mus musculus (house mouse)
Lineage: Eukaryota; Metazoa; Chordata; Mammalia; Rodentia; Muridae
Gene: Adra1b
Product: adrenergic receptor, alpha 1b
Exons: 3
Coding region: 929-2476 (515 amino acids)
Biological process (GO): vasoconstriction; adult heart development; regulation of systemic arterial blood pressure by carotid sinus baroreceptor feedback
Cellular component (GO): plasma membrane; cytoplasm; caveola
Molecular function (GO): alpha1-adrenergic receptor activity; adrenergic receptor activity; G protein-coupled receptor activity
Source: RefSeq, a predicted model, not a curated record
CAAAGUUCACUUAGAGGGAAAGAAGAGUAUUUGGGGGAUAGCAGACAUCAUUGGGCAUCUCUGGGGACCUAACCCUGGGCUGGUCUUAGCUUCGUGGCAACAGGAAAUCUUCAGGAUUGUCACAGAAAUGCAUUCUCUUUGGAACAAACACCUUUGAAGCCAGUUGUGUAGAAGUUGCACAUCUCUCUGAACCCAUGGCUUGACUCCAGGAGCCCCCAUUAGAGGUAAGCAUCCCCACCCUACCUUUUAACUGAAGCGUGAACAGGGGGAAAAAAUAAUCCCAGCGGGCCCCCUGGGGUGUAUGAACCGGGAUGCCCACACCCGGAUCCCCUGCUCUGCUCCCCGCCCCAUCCCCGCAGAGGGAGCGGUGCCGGGCGCGGCAGGUCUCCAAGCCGACUAGGCUGGCGCUGGCGUCGGGGCUGCGCUCCUUGGCUGGACCCGCAUUGCCCCCUAGUGCCGCACAGAGUCAGGGCGCCCGGGCUUCCCCGCCUGAUGUCACCGCCGUGCAGUCAGCCCAGAGGCGGCUCAUUGAAAGCAGACCCUCCUCGCGAUCGCUGGGCGGAGAAGGCACCGCGGUCCGUAGACCCGCCGCGGGCCGGGCACAGCCGGGCACCCCCGGCCCGGCGCCCGCUCCUCCCCGCGCUCCCGCGCCAGCCCGGCCAGGCGCGCCUGACGUGGACCAUUAAACUUGGAGCUGCCGCCUCGUCCCCUCUCUCCUCCUCCUCCCUCUGACAGGCGAGCGAGCCGCUGGGUGCAGGCAGGCGACGUGCUGCCGGGCUAGGCUGCCCGGGGGAGAUGACUUCUCGCCAGGAGGACGCCUCUGGAAAGAAGACCACGGAGGGAGCAAAGUUUCAGGGCAGCUGAGGAGCUUUGGUCGCAGCCCUUCCGAGCCCAAUCUCCUCCCUGGCUAUGGAGGGCGGACUUUAAAAUGAAUCCCGAUCUGGACACCGGCCACAACACAUCAGCACCUGCCCACUGGGGAGAGUUGAAAGAUGCCAACUUCACUGGCCCCAACCAGACCUCGAGCAACUCCACACUGCCCCAGCUGGACGUCACCAGGGCCAUCUCUGUGGGCCUGGUGCUGGGCGCCUUCAUCCUCUUUGCCAUCGUGGGCAACAUCUUGGUCAUCCUGUCGGUGGCCUGCAACCGGCACCUGCGGACGCCCACCAACUACUUCAUUGUCAACCUGGCCAUUGCUGACCUGCUGUUGAGCUUCACAGUCCUGCCCUUCUCCGCUACCCUGGAAGUGCUCGGCUACUGGGUGCUGGGGCGCAUCUUCUGUGACAUCUGGGCAGCGGUUGAUGUCCUGUGUUGCACGGCCUCCAUCCUGAGCCUAUGUGCCAUCUCCAUUGACCGCUACAUUGGGGUGCGAUACUCUCUGCAGUACCCCACGCUGGUCACCCGCAGGAAGGCCAUCUUGGCGCUCCUCAGUGUGUGGGUCUUGUCCACGGUCAUCUCCAUCGGGCCUCUCCUUGGAUGGAAAGAACCUGCGCCCAAUGACGACAAAGAAUGUGGGGUCACAGAAGAACCCUUCUACGCCCUCUUUUCCUCCCUGGGCUCCUUCUACAUCCCACUGGCGGUCAUCCUGGUCAUGUACUGCCGAGUCUACAUCGUGGCCAAGAGGACCACCAAGAAUCUGGAGGCGGGAGUCAUGAAGGAAAUGUCCAACUCCAAAGAGCUGACCCUGAGAAUCCACUCUAAGAACUUUCAUGAGGACACCCUCAGCAGUACCAAGGCCAAGGGCCACAACCCCAGGAGUUCCAUAGCUGUCAAACUUUUUAAGUUCUCCAGGGAAAAGAAAGCAGCCAAAACCUUGGGCAUUGUAGUCGGAAUGUUCAUCUUAUGUUGGCUCCCCUUCUUCAUCGCUCUCCCACUUGGCUCCCUGUUCUCCACCCUAAAGCCCCCGGACGCCGUAUUCAAGGUAGUGUUCUGGCUGGGCUACUUCAACAGCUGCCUCAACCCCAUCAUCUACCCGUGCUCCAGCAAGGAGUUCAAACGCGCCUUCAUGCGUAUCCUGGGGUGCCAGUGCCGCGGUGGCCGUCGCCGCCGCCGCCGUCGCCGUCUAGGAGGCUGCGCUUACACCUACCGGCCGUGGACCCGCGGCGGCUCGCUGGAGAGGUCGCAGUCGCGGAAGGACUCUCUGGAUGACAGUGGCAGCUGCAUGAGCGGCAGCCAGCGGACCCUGCCCUCGGCGUCACCCAGCCCGGGAUACCUGGGUCGUGGAACGCAGCCACCCGUGGAGCUGUGCGCCUUCCCCGAGUGGAAACCCGGAGCGCUGCUCAGCCUGCCAGAGCCUCCUGGCCGCCGCGGCCGCCUCGACUCCGGGCCACUCUUCACUUUCAAGCUCCUGGGCGAGCCUGAGAGCCCGGGGACCGAAGGCGACGCCAGCAAUGGGGGCUGCGACACCACAACUGACCUGGCCAACGGGCAGCCGGGCUUCAAGAGCAACAUGCCCCUGGCGCCCGGGCACUUUUAGGGUCUCUCUUCAUCCACCCGCCCCCGAACACACACACAUCGGGGGUUGGGGGAAGAACACCAUCAUGGGAGGUGGGAGGGCGCGUGGGGGGAGUGUGUCAGUCCUGAGUAGACACAAGGUCUCAAGGGGACAAAGGGGAGGGGGUGGGGAGAGGGGCAGCUGCUUUUCUGGCAGAGGCAUGGGUGCCAGGUACAGCGAAGAGCUGGGCUGAGCAUGCUGAGAGCCUGGGGGCCCCCCCUACGCCGGCCGGGACUUAAGUCUCUCUCUCUUCUCUCUCUGUAUAUACAUAAAAUGAGUUCCUCUAUAUGUAUUUAUCUGUGGGUACACGUGCGUGUGUCUGUUUGGUGUACGUGUGGGCUGCGUGGGUGCGUGUGUGAGGCCUGCCCGCAAGCAUGUGCUGGGGCAGAGUGAGUGUGACCCCUGGUGAUGUCUAGGUGUGUUGUUUGUUUCUUGACUUUGUACCUCUCAAACCCCUCCCUGCUCUCCAGUCAAUGCUGGCCCUUUGAUAGGGUCGGAAAACAAGUCAAAUAUUAAAGAUCAUUUCUCCUGUGCGCCUUUGAGUGAUUUGUGAAGGAGAGCCUUGUGUUUCCUCUUCCUUCAGGUCUGAUCAAAUCCUAGGACUUUUCUUUUGGGGCAGGCCAGGAGGAGUUAGACUAUUAUUAUUAGUGACAUUGUUAUGAUUAUCGUAUUUAUGAUUACAUUUUUAUUUAUUAUUUUAUGUAUUUAAAAGAGGUAUUCAGGUGCCACAACAGAUGUGGAAACCAGAGGACUCCUUGGAGGAGUCAAUACCACAAAAACUAUAGACAAGGCCAUUCCAAAAAGUACACACACACACACACACACACACACACACACACACACACACACAUAUUUGCAGACAAUUAGGGUCCCUUAUCUUGGAUCUCCUGGGUUAAUCACAACUUCCAAGGUACACAAGUAUCCUACACUGAACCAGAAUUAUCUCAGCCAAGUCCUGGUUUUUAUAGAUGGGUGACUGAGGUUAAGAUUUUGGCAUGGGCCAGCAAGACACUGAGCAGGUAAAGGUGUUCGCUGCCAAGCCUGAGGACCUGAGUUCGAUCUCUGGGACACACAAGGUAAAGCAGAGUCUGGACUCUGGCAAGUUAUGCUCUGACCUCCUCCCAUGCAUUAUACCACUGGGCUUGUACACACACACAAGCACACACACAAUGUAAUAGCAAUGUUUUUUCUUUUUUAAAGAACUUGACAAAGUGUUAUUAAAGUUACACUUCCUUUG